Molecule: messenger RNA, 2350 nt
Organism: Boleophthalmus pectinirostris (great blue-spotted mudskipper)
Lineage: Eukaryota; Metazoa; Chordata; Actinopteri; Gobiiformes; Gobiidae
Product: endosialin-like
Exons: 2
Coding region: 125-2209 (694 amino acids)
Molecular function (GO): calcium ion binding
Source: RefSeq, a predicted model, not a curated record
UAUUUUAGUAAAUCAACUUUAUUUGAAGGACUUUAUUAGAGACUUUGAAUCGUUUUUUAUUUAUGUGACUUGCGCACUACAUAUUUUUGAUGUCUGCUUAAUUUAAAGUUUAUAUCGGUGGACGAUGAAGACUAGCAGUAGCAGUAGCAGUAUCUCUCUCCUGGGUCUAACUUGGCUCCUGUUUCUAUGUGUGACCCCUGGAAGUCGGGGUCAGGAUCCAUCAACCAAACCCCAGCUCGGUGAGAGGGACGCCCUGUGCUAUGAAAAAGGAUGCUAUGCAGUGUUUCUCCAGAAGAAGGCGUUCAGAGAUGCUGGGCGCAGUUGCCGGGAGAAGGGCGGGACUCUGGCCACGAUGCACGACUACACGGAGGCGGGUGUGGUCCACGACCUGUUGUUCCAGAUUGAUGCUCCAGGGAGAUCCACGCUCCGGCUGUGGGUCGGACUGCACCGCCCCCCGCGACAGUGCUCCGCCACCAGGCCGCUCAGAGGAUUCGUCUGGGUCACAGGGGACCAGGAUGGACAGUACACUAACUGGAUGAGGGAGGAGACUCCUGGUACAUGUGCGGCUCAUCGCUGCGUUGCCAUGACGGUGCACACCCUUGAGAGCACUCACCAGGGGGAGCAGAACUACCAGUGGCUGGACGGUUCAUGCAGUCUGGCCCUUGAUGGAUACGUGUGCCAGUAUAACUACAAAGGCAUGUGCUCUCGGCUGGGCGAUGAGGGGAAGGGCCCAGCAGUCUACACCACACCAUUUAACUAUGUCAGCCCCUGGCUAAAGCACAUCCCAUAUGGCUCUGUGGCCACACUACCCUGCCCCCCUGACAGCACUGAUCCAGAAGCCCCGACUGAGCAGACUGUUUUGUGCAUGGAGAGGGACGACCAAACUGUGGGCUGGUCCAGAGACGCUCCCCUUUGCUCUGCAAACACAGCCCCUGAUGUAGACUGGUGCAGCAGGGACCACGGGUGUGAGCAUUUUUGUGAAAAUUCUGAAACAGACUACUACUGCUACUGCUCUGAUGGCUUUAUCCUAGACGAAGAUGGGUACAGCUGUAAACCCGAUCCUUUAAGUCAAACCACCCCUCCUGAGCUAUCGUCUGACUCGGCCGGCCCUACCGAGCAACCCCAUUUGAAAGAGGUGUGCGUAGAUAUGGGAUGUGCCUAUGAUUGCGUUGAAACACCACGUGGCGUUCGAUGCAUUUGCCCUCCUGGAUACCAAAUGGGCUCUGAUGGCCGUGAAUGUAAAGAUGUUGAUGAAUGCCAACAAGAGCCGUGCCAGCAACUUUGCGUCAACAUCCCCGGGACCUUCCAUUGCUCGUGCCAUCCAGGAUACCAACAAGAUGACGAGGGUGAAUGUGUUGAUGUAGAUGAGUGCUUAGAUGAGAAUAGUUGUGAAGGAUCUUGUGAAAAUACAGUUGGGUCAUUUAGCUGUCAGUGCACACCUGGUUAUGAGUUAAGUAGUGAUGGAGAGUGUUCCGAUAUUGACGAGUGCAAGGAAGAAUCCCCUUGCCAACAGCAGUGCCUAAACUUCUUGGGAGGCUACCAGUGUUUCUGUGAUGAAGGUUUUGAUCUCGAAUCUGAUGGUCUCACUUGCACCCCUUCAAAAGAUGAUGAAGAAUACUCAAGUCUGACUCCAGAUCCAAUUGAUUCAGUUCAUGAAGAAGACCUUGACCCAAAUGCUGACUUACCGUGGUCCACCUCAUUCACUCCAGAUGUAAAUUUCGAAGUUGAUACAAAUUUUGGUUGGUUCACAGAAAGCCCAGACCACCUAUUCCCAAAUCAGGGCUCGGACAAUGACUUGAAUCAGCUAGAUGUCCCUGCACCAUAUCACACUGUCCAGCCCCCAACACAAAAAUAUGCCACGGGUAAUGAAAUUGGCAAUGAAAGUAAACCGAAAGCUAACACACAUGAGACUGGGGCUAAAGAUGCCUCAGUUAUUGGGAAGGGGGAUAGUGCACAAAUAGACACUCCAGGAGAUGUCUAUGGUACAGCAGCAUCUGAAUCAACUCAAGGCAGACAGAAGCAGGAUAAGAGUUGGCUGUUGGUAGCGCUAUUGGUCCCUCUAUGUGUGUUUUUGGUUGUCAUGCUAGCUCUUGGCAUAGUUUAUUGUACAAGCUGUGCAGUUGAUAAGUCCCUCAGCUUCUCGGACUGUUACCGUUGGAUACUGCCCACGACGCCCCCUGCACAGAGCGAUGGGAAACCCCGAGCGUGAACCCUUAGAUAAACAAACACAGGUGCUCUACAGAUUUCCCAGAUGUUUGUUAAAGUUUUACUAGAGCUGCCGAACCAGCCACUAAAAGCUACCAUUUGGAUAUAAGAACCACUCAUUGCAAGACAAUUUUGUACUUUCUGA